Molecule: messenger RNA, 523 nt
Organism: Olea europaea var. sylvestris
Lineage: Eukaryota; Viridiplantae; Streptophyta; Magnoliopsida; Lamiales; Oleaceae
Product: DNA-directed RNA polymerase IV subunit 1-like
Exons: 3
Coding region: 132-488 (118 amino acids)
Biological process (GO): chloroplast organization; chloroplast rRNA processing
Cellular component (GO): chloroplast
Source: RefSeq, a predicted model, not a curated record
CUGAGUACCCAUGUUGGCUCUACUAAACAGAAAGAGAACAUUAAGUUACCAGUGAAGCAAAAAGAAACACUAGGCAAAUAUGUCACCGAGUGUCUAUUGAGAGGAAAGGAGCGUAAAAUUUGACAACAGAUAUGUACUCGCAGUAUAUCUUACAAGAUGACAUACAGAGGAUUUCACGGGUUUUGCAGCGUAUUUUACAUGAGUACCCUAUUGAUCACCAGUUAACUGGUGAAGACAAGUCUGCUGCAAUGAGGGCUCUACAGUUUCAUCCUCGAUUCAAAGAGAAGAUUGGAAUUGGUGCUAUGGAGAUAAAGGUUGGUCGUCACCCAAAACAUGUAGAAUCACGCUGCUUUUUACUUGUAAGGACCGAUGGAACAGUGGAAGACUUCUCGUAUCACAAAUGCAUUCAUCAUGAUCUUGAGAUGAUUACUCCUCACAAGGCAAAGGCUUAUCAUUCAAGAUGGCUAAAUGGAGCAAUACAAUCUUGAAACUGCAAGGAUGAACCCAGUUAAUUUUGUGCUCC